AUGCUCGCAACGCCCGCCUCGCCAGUCAGGGAGAGACUCGGGGCCGAGGAAAGGGCAAACCUCCAAGCAAAGUCGCCCCCCAGGGAGCAGAUACCAAUAAAGUUCAACCCACCCUCUGGCCAACAGAUUAACAUUAGUGGCCGCGAAAUUAUCCGGCAGGGGUUUCAACUGAGAGGAAUAUCGGAUGAGGCGGUAGAGACCAUAAUCGACUCAAUAUCGACAGCUACGAUCAGCCAGUAUGCGUGUACUUACCGUCUAUGGUAUAAGUACUGUGAAGAGAAGCAGAUACCAGUAUUUCAGGCAAACGUCCUGCAGGUAUGUACAAAGCUGGAAAGUGUAAAAUCGAGGUAAUACUAGGUUCACAUUUUUUAAUGAAAAACUACGGUACACAAACUGGGAUAAACUAGCGUAAAAUAAAAAUCAUUGUUUACUGAACGGUCGCUGUUCCAGAUUCAAUUGAAUACAAUUUUAAUAAAAUGUUGCAGCAGUAUGCGGUGGAGUGGAAAGCUUUAGUUUUCCAGCAUGAACGCCCAAGUGCAAAUAUGUUUUUUAAAGUGAUAAGGUAAUGUAGCAUGAAAAAUUAUUUUUAACUGAAGCCGAUUAAAACAUUUGGACUACGGGUU
Messenger RNA from Acanthoscelides obtectus, 623 nucleotides. NCBI's taxonomy places the organism in Eukaryota, Metazoa, Arthropoda, Insecta, Coleoptera, Chrysomelidae. The record is from the annotation of a GenBank genome assembly.